Molecule: messenger RNA, 1059 nt
Organism: Dioscorea cayenensis subsp. rotundata (Guinea yam)
Lineage: Eukaryota; Viridiplantae; Streptophyta; Magnoliopsida; Dioscoreales; Dioscoreaceae
Product: probable ascorbate-specific transmembrane electron transporter 1
Molecular function (GO): oxidoreductase activity
Source: RefSeq, a predicted model, not a curated record
AAAAAGUCUCCAAGAUAAAAUGAGGUCGCUGGAUCGAGUUUGAUGUCCUCGAGAUUAUAAACACUUUGUCAGGUGGCUGCGAUGUACGGUGGAGAAGCGAAUAAGGACUUUCCAAAGGCUUUGAACCAAGGAAUCAGAGCAAACGAAGCGAAGAAGAGCGAGCGAGAGACGAAGACGGCCACGAUGACCAGGCUUUCCGGCGUUCCGGCGUUGCCGUUCACCUACGUCGCUCACGUACUUGAGGUGGUGGCUGCCGUGCUGGUGCUCGUUUGGAACAUCCACUUUCGUGGAGGCCUUGCUUGGGAUUCUACUAAUAAGUCGCUCAUAUUCAAUCUUCAUCCAGUUGUCAUGGUGAUUGGUUUCUUAAUCCUUGGAAGUGAAGCUAUAAUGAGUUAUAAAGGUCUUCCAUUUAAUAAAGAAGUAAAUAAGAAGAUCCAUUUGACUCUGCACUUAAUUGCUCUUGUUCUGGGUAUUUGGGGAAUCUCUGCUGCAUUCAAGUUUCACAAUGAAAGUGGAAUCGAUAAUCUUUACAGCUUACAUUCCUGGGUUGGCCUCGGAACUAUCUGUUUAUACGGCAUUCAGUGGAUUUUCGGAUUCGUCACCUACUUCUACCCGGGCGGUUCACAAGCCCUUCGCCGUGAGGCUCUACCAUGGCACGCAUUGUUCGGGAUGUUCGUGUAUAUACUGGCACUAGCUGCUGCACAAUUAGGCUUUCUGGAGAAGCUCACCUUCAUUGAGAGCGCAGGUGUACUUAAAUACGGUGCCGAGGCCUUCUUGGUGAACUUCACAGCCCUUGUUGUCAUACUGCUGGGGGCUGCUGUUGUUAUCUCUGCUGCAAUUCCUGGUCCCUCUGAAGACCCUCACAGUUACAGCUCUAUAUCAGAUGCUUAAAACUUUAUCACUGUUUAUAUAUUCUUCAUUUCCCUACUCCAUUGUGAUUAUCCAGUUAUCAAUGGACUACGUAUAAACUCAUUAUUGGGUUGUUAAUCUGAAAGUCUAUAUACGCUCGUAUUAUAUAAUUGAGUGAUGGUUAAAAUAUGCUUAUAUUUGACUGUAUUA